AUGGCUGAUAAUUUAAAAUUGACCGACGAGGAGAGGACUGAAAUCAAGGAGCAAUUUGAACAGUUGGACACAAAUGGAAGCGGCUACCUCGAUCUUAAGGAACUUAAAGAUGCACUGGACAGCGUCGGAUACAAAAUACCACAAUGGAAGGUGCGAUGCAUGAUCGAGGAAUACUACGACAAUGGAAACAGUAAACGCGGCGUCAACGGCAGUCUGAAUGGAGACGCGCGCAAGAACGCCAUCAGCCUCACAGAGUUUGAGGAGCUGUGUGCUAAUCUUAAAGCUCAGCAGGUCUCCAGCACAUUUAAACAAGCAGUCAGUAAAAAGGAGAAUUUGGAACAUUUGGGCGGCAUGAGCGAAGCAUCCAGUGACGGUACGACCCACUCAGUCCGUCUAGAAGAACAGAUGGCGUUUUCCGGAUGGAUCAAUAGCAACUUGGAGCAUGACCCGGACCUUACGUAUCUGUUGCCAAUCGACCCAGAAGGGAAGCAACUCUAUGACAAGCUGAAGGAUGGACUUAUAUUAUGCAAAGUGAUAAACCACUCGUGUCCGGACACGAUAGACGAGCGAGCGAUCAACAAGAAGAACCUGACAUUGUACACAAAACAUGAGAACUUGACGCUGGCACUGGUCUCUUCCCAGGCCAUCGGGUGCAAUAUUGUUAACAUCGACGCACACGACUUGGCCAAAGGCAAACCUCACUUGGUGUUGGGUCUUCUGUGGCAAAUCAUUAGGAUCGGCCUGUUCAACCAGAUCACUUUGGAGCACUGCCCGGGUCUCACUGAACUGCUUAAUGAUCAGGAACGCAUCGAAGACCUGCUAGCGCUGUCGCCCGAGGCCAUCCUGCUGCGGUGGGUGAACCACCAGCUGCAGAGCGCCGGCGUGACUCGGCGCUGCACCAACUUCCAGCAGGACGUGGCUGACUCCGAGAUAUACUCCUACUUGCUCAAGCAAAUCGCACCCGAUGACGCUGGAGUGGGCCUCGACGCUCUUAGGGAACAAGACCUACUCCGUCGUGCCGAGCUGAUGUUACAACAAGCCGCCAAGCUCCGCUGUCGCGCGUUCGUGACGCCCGCGGACGUGGUGGGGGGAGUGUACAAGCUCAACUUGGCGUUCGUCGCCAACUUGUUCAACCAACACCCUGGCCUGCAGCGGCAGGCUGACACUGAGGAAUACCACCAGCUGGAUGAGACCAGAGAAGAGAAGACUUACCGCAACUGGAUGAACUCGAUGGGCGUUGCUCCCCACGUCAACUGGCUGUAUUCCGACUUGACUGAUGGCCUUGUCAUCUUCCAGCUGUACGACAUCAUCAAACCUGGCAUCGUUAACUGGAAGAAGGUGCACAGACAAUUCUCGAAGCUGCGCAAGUUCAUGGAGCGCCUGGAGAACUGCAACUACGCCGUGGAGCUGGGCCGACAGCUCGGCUUCUCGCUCGUCGGGAUCGCCGGCGCAGACAUCAACGAAGGCAACGCCACGCUCACAUUGGCGUUGAUCUGGCAACUGAUGCGCGCUUACACACUCUCUGUCCUCACCCGCCUGGCCAACACUGGCAACCCCAUCAUUGAGAAAGAAAUCGUGCAGUGGGUCAACAACAAACUAAAUAGCGCUGGCAAGUCUACGUCUAUUAGGAGUUUCCAGGACGAGAUACUGGCUGAUGGCAAGGUAGUGAUCGAUUUGAUCGACGCGAUCAAACCUGGUUCGAUCAACUACGAUCUCGUGUUACCUGGCAAUAACGAUGAGGAGCGGCACGCGAACGCGAAGUACGCGAUCUCGAUGGCGCGGCGCAUGGGCGCGCGCGUGUACGCGCUGCCCGAGGACAUCACGGAGCGCAAGCCCAAGAUGAUCAUGACCGUGUUCGCCUGCCUCAUGGCGCUCGACUACAUCCCCGCCAUGGACGCGCCCGUCACCGCCAGUUCGGAACCUUUGCUAUCGGCAACAGAGGUCGGCAGCGGCAAUGAGUUUCACUAUGAAGUUACCACUCUUGUGGGAACUAUCGAUUCAAUGGAACAGUAUCGAAGGGAAGAAAGCGAAGCGGUUGAGGAAAAUUCUGAAGAAUUGCUGGAAACAGAAACAGAUGCCACGGAGAAUACAGGAAGGGAUGCCACGGAGAAGCCUACACCGCCGCCCAAACCUGAUAAUUUGUCACCUUUGCCCAGCUCUACAGCUGUUGCUUCAAAUGAAUAG
Messenger RNA from Arctia plantaginis, 2184 nucleotides. The record is from the annotation of a GenBank genome assembly. Lineage: Eukaryota; Metazoa; Arthropoda; Insecta; Lepidoptera; Erebidae.